AUGGAUAAUAAAGAGAGCAUAAAAUUAUAUGUAAAAAAAGUAAUAGAGCAUAGAGAAAUAGAAAGUAAAGUAAAAAAGUUAAGAAUAGAUAUAAAAGAAUUAAAUAAAAAGUAUGAGAAAACUGAAGAUAAUUUAAAAGCAUUGCAAAGUGUUGGGCAAAUAAUAGGUCAAAUAUUAAAACAGUUGGAAGAAGAAAAAUUUAUAGUUAAAGCGUCAAGCGGACCUAGAUACGUUGUAGGAUGCAAAUCAAAAAUAAAUAAAAGUAAACUAGUAAUUGGUACUAGAGUAUCCUUAGAUAUGACAACAUUAACAGUGAUGAAAAGAUUACCUUGUGAGGUUGACCCUUUGGUAUUUAAUAUGAUAAGUGAUAUAGAUAAAAGUGAAAAUAGCAAAAAUAAAGUAAAUUAUAAUCAAAUAGGAGGAUUAAGUGAACAAAUUAGACAAAUGAGAGAGGUUGUAGAAUUACCAAUAUUAAAUCCAUAUUUAUUUAAAAGAGUAGGUAUUAAAACACCAAAAGGGGUUUUAUUAUAUGGACCACCAGGAACAGGAAAAACAUUAUUAGCUAGAGCUAUGGCAUCAAAUAUUAAUUGCAAUUUUAUGAGAAUAGUUGUAUCAGCUAUUGUUGAUAAAUAUAUAGGAGAAAGUGCUAGAAUUAUCAGAGAAAUGUUUAAUUAUGCCAAAGAGCAUCAACCUUGUAUUAUUUUUAUGGAUGAAAUUGAUGCUAUUGGUGGUAGAAGAUUUUCUCAAGGUACUUCAGCUGAUAGAGAAAUUCAAAGAACACUCAUGGAAUUAUUAAAUCAUUUAGAUGGUUUUGAAGAAUUAGGUAAUGUUAAAAUUAUUAUGGCUACUAAUAGACCAGAUGUUCUAGAUCCAGCUUUAAUUAGACCUGGUAGAUUAGAUAGAAAAAUUGAAAUUCCAUUACCCAAUGAAACAGCCAGAAUUGAAAUUUUAAAAAUUCAUGCAAGUAAAAUGACCAAACUUGGUGAUAUUGACUAUGAAUCUAUUUGUAGAUUGUGUGAUGGAUUCAACGGAGCUGAUCUAAGAAAUGUUUGCACUGAAGCUGGAAUGUUUGCAAUUAGAGCUAUGAGGGAUUAUGUCAUUGAAGAAGAUUUUUAUAAAGCUGCCAGAAAAAUUAACGAAGGAAAAAAAUUAGAAGGAAAAAUAGAAUAUGAAAAAAUUUGA
Messenger RNA from Plasmodium gallinaceum, 1182 nucleotides. It is a transcript of the gene RPT4, whose product is annotated as 26S protease regulatory subunit 10B, putative. Gene Ontology annotation, biological process: positive regulation of RNA polymerase II transcription preinitiation complex assembly. Bases 1 to 1182 code for a protein of 393 amino acids. Gene Ontology annotation, cellular component: proteasome regulatory particle, base subcomplex; cytosolic proteasome complex. Gene Ontology annotation, molecular function: ATP binding; proteasome-activating activity; ATP hydrolysis activity. The record is from RefSeq and is a predicted model, not a curated record. NCBI's taxonomy places the organism in Eukaryota, Apicomplexa, Aconoidasida, Haemosporida, Plasmodiidae. The transcript has a single exon.